Sipha flava (yellow sugarcane aphid) is the source of this 1690-nucleotide messenger RNA. RefSeq names its product GTP cyclohydrolase 1 (gene Pu). The transcript has 5 exons. The coding region runs from base 270 to 1043 and encodes 257 amino acids. Gene Ontology annotation, biological process: tetrahydrobiopterin biosynthetic process; tetrahydrofolate biosynthetic process. Gene Ontology annotation, cellular component: cytoplasm. Gene Ontology annotation, molecular function: zinc ion binding; GTP cyclohydrolase I activity; GTP binding. Lineage: Eukaryota; Metazoa; Arthropoda; Insecta; Hemiptera; Aphididae. The record is from RefSeq and is a predicted model, not a curated record.
GCUCUCCAUCGCACACGCGCGCCCGCCACGCUUCUCCGAAGACCCGACCGGACGCCAGAGCCGCUAUCGCGCGCACCACACACCUCUCAUUCAGUGUCGCGCGCUGACCGUCUCCAGCCGUCCACAGCCAACUCGUUCGCUUACACGUUUUCUUUACACGGGCUCGUAAACCGUAUUUCCCGCGCCCACUUUGCCGCCGAUCUCGUCUUCCGUCCCUUCGCGCGCACUCACAGCAACCCCGGUGCACAGUACCAAAGACGCCGCGCGACAUGGCCACCACGGUGUCGAACGGUAACGGCACGGACGUCGUGAGUCUGCUGAAGAAGAACAAACCGCCGGCGCUGAAAAAACUCGCCUCGUGGAAAGACGAGAACGAGUUCGACAGCAACCCGAAAACGCCCAGGACCUCUACUACACCGGGUCAUGAGAACUGCACGUUCCACCACGACCUCGAGCUGGACCACAAGCCGCCCACUAGGGAGGCACUGUUGCCGGACAUGACGAACUCGUACAAGAUGCUGCUGAGCGCAUUGGGCGAGGACCCGGGACGCCAAGGAUUGCUGAAGACGCCGGAGAGAGCGGCCAAGGCCAUGUUGUUCUUCACGAAGGGUUACGACCAGACGCUGACAGAGGUACUCAACGAUGCAGUGUUCGACGAAGAUCACGAUGAAAUGGUUGUGGUGAAGGACAUUGAAAUGUUCAGCAUGUGUGAACAUCAUUUAGUUCCUUUCUACGGGAAAGUGUCGAUUGGAUAUUUGCCGAAGAACAAAAUUUUGGGACUCAGUAAAUUGGCUCGUAUCGUGGAGAUGUUUAGCAGGAGACUUCAGGUUCAAGAGCGACUGACUAAACAGAUUGCCGUAGCUGUUACCCAAGCCAUUCAGCCUUCUGGAGUUGCCGUGGUCAUUGAAGGAGUGCACAUGUGCAUGGUCAUGAGAGGUGUGCAGAAGAUAAACAGCAAAACCGUCACGUCCACCAUGCUGGGAGUGUUCAGAGACGAUCCGAAGACGCGCGAAGAAUUCUUGAACCUGGUCCAGUCCAAAUGAGAUCCACCGACACUCGGCCGUUAUCCGCGUACGCAAAAGCCGUACGACGAGCCAUAACAGUUAUAAUAAUAACCCAAACCCGUUUUAUUAUAAUCAAUAAUAAUAUCGCUCCCGUAAUAACUUAACUUACCUAGCCCCCCGUCUCCCCCACUCACUUAUACACACGUGCGUAUACGCGUACAUGAAACGUCCGUAACAUAAUUGUAAUAUGGGAAUAAUGCGUGCGCACUUUAGGUUGGACUACAUUAUAAUACUACUUAUAUACACAAAUAUUUAUAGAAAACCUCUCGUUCGCGUGUAACAUGAAUGAUAUAUUUCACACAAUAUGAUGCACGCGCGAUCGGCCUAGUGUUUUACACAUAUUAUUAUUACACUCCCUUAUAACAAAUAAUCAUAUUAUAUCUCUUAUGUUCCUCGUCACCCGCUCCCAAAUUUCUCCCACUCAACCAUCCUCCAGCCGACCCGCGGGUUACCGACGAGUUACGUGUUCAUUAUUGACGUUUGUUAUUUAAAAAAAAAAAAAAAAAACUAGAAACUUAAUAUUGUACCGUUUAUGUUUUUAUAUUUUUAUCGAAAUGUCAUUGUCGUGGCGAUGUUUUCAAUUGUUCCCGUUUGAGUAUAAUACAUAAUAAAUAUUCUAUAAAUUA